ACGGGAUGGCACGCUAGCAGACUAACUCACUCUGGGUUGCCCGCCCCGGCGCACCACACAGACAGGACAGCGAUGGGUUGGAGAAGCUUGAUCGGUACGUGACGACGAUGGAGUCUAGUUCGUAGAAUUCGGUCUCUUUUGUCGGGAAUAGAAAAUCGGCUCCACAACGAGCACUUGCCAUUCCCCCUGCUGUAAGCAGGCCGGGGAUGACAAGGAGGGUGAGGAUCACGGUAUGGGCGACUCGGAUAUCUCGCCGUGGGUGGGGUCUAGGAGCUGUUGUAGUAAUAUUGGUCCCCUUCGCCGUCGCCAUCAGAGUGAGAUGGUCGCGCGAAAGAGGCACUUGUCGACUCACGAUGCCAUCAGCCUAAGGGCGUGGGCAGAAUGGCAGCAACAGACACACAGACGCAGACGGAAGACGCAAACGGGACGCCAAACAAGCCAAAGAAGGGCGGGACUUCUCACGAACGGCGCAGGAGGACAGGCAAACCAGUGGGAUGGAUGAUGUGUUCUUCGCACGCCGCAGCACAUGGGCCCCGAUGGGGGGGAGGGAGGGGGGGGGCACAACAGACAGACUGCAGGCAUUCUGCGGACUCCCUGAGCCUCGCCCUCCGUCCACUGGCCUGUGGCCUUUUGACCAGGUCACCGACUUCAUGGGCAUUGGGAGGGCAGGACCUUGGGGAAAGGCGGGCUGUGGGCUGUGGGCUGCCGGUGCUAGGCAAGGACAGCCCACCAACCCACACACAGGAAGGAGCGGCCGGAGGAUGGGCUGAAGCGGAGAAAGCUAGGAUUGGACGGCAAGCGCAAGCCAACCCACCCCCAAGUUGCAGCAUUCAAGGCCCCUUUCUGAUUUCAGACAUGAGGGGCCGUCAAGCUGUUCGACCAUGCUCGACCAUGCCCAAUCGUUGGCUCUUCGUCCCUUUGGUCCAUGCGCCGCAGAGCCACAAAGGUACUCCGCUCCGUAGUCGCGACUGUGUGCUAUCGCCAGCCCAGCUCCCCGUAGAAGAGGUCCAGGCCCCUUUUGUAAUGGCAACGUCCGUCCUCUACAAAAACCGACUUGUUGGUCUGGGGGCUACUUUCGGGAGAUCGAUCAAAUGGCGAUCAUUUGGUCGAGGCCGUCCCUGUCACGGCGAUGGCGAAGAUUUCCGUAACCGGGUAUAUGCACCGCCUGUGUCACCUGCGGGCAACGAAUUCGGAAUCGGCAUGGAUGGCAUGACAGGACGCAGAUUGUGGGCCUCUCUUGAUUAAGCCCCGCUUUACAGGCCUUGGCAGGCCUGCCCCGAGCCCGCCUCGAGCCUUCUGAGUGUCGACGCAACGCCCUUAUCUUCGUUCAACAGACCACAGGUUGGCGAUUUGAAAGGAAAUACUCUGCUCUGGGACGAUGCUGGCUCCCUUGGCCGGCGAAUAUCUAAUGCAAACUCUUCGAAUCAUUAUCAUCGUCAUAUCGGUCUGGAAGAUGGGCUUUCAUGCGUUUUCCUUUCUCGUUG
Lasiosphaeria miniovina is the source of this 1484-nucleotide messenger RNA. RefSeq lists its product as uncharacterized. Lineage: Eukaryota; Fungi; Ascomycota; Sordariomycetes; Sordariales; Lasiosphaeriaceae. The coding region runs from base 382 to 1245 and encodes 287 amino acids. The transcript has a single exon. The record is from RefSeq and is a predicted model, not a curated record.